Molecule: messenger RNA, 3135 nt
Organism: Rotaria sp. Silwood1
Lineage: Eukaryota; Metazoa; Rotifera; Eurotatoria; Philodinida; Philodinidae
Source: the annotation of a GenBank genome assembly
AUGCAACCAGUGAAUUCAACACCGAAACGUGGUCAUCCACUAGAUAAAAGCGGAGGUUCGAUCAGCAACGGAAGAGGUCUCCGUAAAUAUCCUCGAAGGGGUAUUGACAAUAAUGCACAUAAGCACUCACAUAAUGUACAACCAGAAAUUAAUUUACAAACACAGCAACCAUCGUCUUCGAUGUCGUCAGAUGUAAGACAACAUCAAGAGAUAAAUCAAGAUAAUACGAAUCGUAAACGAAUUUCUUUUAAUCAAUUGAAGCACGCGGUAUCGUCUAAUUUACCAUGUUUCUUUAUUGAAUUCACCUCGGAUGCGGAUCGUAAUAGCAUUCCAACAGCUCUUCAUGCAAGUGAUCUUAUACUGAAAGAACUGCAAACCAAUGGUGUUUUAAUCAAUAGAUUUACAUUAGUAGGAUGGGCAGGAAAAAAGCUAAAGUUAGGUGUUAAUAAUAAAGAAGAUUACGCUACUCUCGUCAGUUCGGAUAAAUGGCCAACAAAGAUAAAUGGAAUUGAUAUUGUGGUCGUGAAACCAAAAUAUAUACCUGACUCAUUCGCUCUCGUCGUCCGUUACGUACCUAGGGAAUUAGAUGAAAAUUUUGUUUCCAAUGAAAUUCAGCGAACAAUUGCUUCUGCAGAUCGUAUUAAACAUUAUGGUGAAUAUAAUGCUGUGUUGCAACUGGGUCGAAUUGCAAUAGGUCAUUCGUGGUUAUCGAUCACCAAGUUUUAUCCGGGAAAUCGUUUAACUUACUGCACGAAAUGUUGGCGUAUUGGUCAUUUAAGGAACAAAUGCAACUCAGAAAGCAAAUGUCGUAUUUGUCUUGAAAGUCUGAAUGUCAAUACUCCUCAUAUGUGUAAAAAUGUACCGAAAUGUGCUCAAUGUGAUGGAGAUCAUCAUUCGUUGGAUAGUCAAUGUCAAGUUUUAAAAGAAUAUAAAGAUCAAUUAAAGGAAGAUGUCGAAGAUGCCAUACAAAAAGGACUAUUACAGCGAUUCUCACCGCAAGAGAAAGCACCUACAUUUGAACGUCGAGAGCAAGACUUUCCACCAUUAGCAGCAAGUGAUAAUAAUUCUAAUAAAAAAUGGAAUACUGCGCUACCACGUACAACUGUUGAAUCGAAUAAUUUACGAGCAUCAUAUACUGAUAAAACAAUUGAAUCCAUCAAUGAUAAUCUGACAAAACUAAUUGAUAGUAACAAACGGCUUGAAAAUAAAGUUGAUCUAGUAUCAUCAAGUAUAAAAACCGUUACUCUCGAUAUUCAGCUACAUCAAGCAGUCUUAGCAGAUACUAUCAAUAUGAUGAAAGACUUCAUGCAAUAUGUUAUACCAGCAUCGUUAACUGCUAGCAAAAUUGAAAGAUCAUCGUUGGUACAGGUCACGAGCGAAUACUACAAGCGCCUUCAUGUCGCGUCCUCAAGAUUAAUAAAUGGUUUCCAAUUAAAUCAAUUAAAUCAGCAAGUUGAUCUGUUUGUGCAUAAUACUAACAUUGAUCAACACUCUGCAUCAGAUCACAAAUCAUCACAGAAUGAUAAGUAGAACGUCAGAUCUUAAUGUACACGCUAAAGUUUUCUUUCCUGCUUCAGAGAAUUAUUCAUUUAGUCCUAUAGAUGAAGCUAUGCACCGGCUGAAAACUUGGAAUUUUGCACCUAAAGAUCAGAAAUUAGUAUUAUCUCUUUUAGAUGAAUGGUACAUGGGUAGAACCUUGAACACAGUCUUAGAACAAUGGGGAAAUGCUGGAAUAGCUCCUUCACAAAUCCAAAAAGAACAUAUUAAGUUCCUAUGUUACAAUGUCGAAGGUUGGGGUACGCGUGUGCUUGAAGCUAUUGAUUUAGUGUAUCAAAUUCAAGCUUCUAUUGGUAUAUUUACUGAAGUUGAUGAGUUAUGGAACAUGAGCCGAUUACCACAUUUUAACACGUUCUAUCAAAAGGGAACUAACAAGAAUGGAUGAGUAUGUAUAGCAGUAGGGAAGCAUCUGAAAGCGACGCGCAUCGAGGUUAACAUUCCGAACACAGUUGUCAUUGAUAUAACAGGUCUAUCAGAACCAGUACGUAUCAUUGGUAUUUACUGGCCCACUAGUCAAGAGCGUGAUCUUGAUGAUAUCUUGUCUUAUGUCGUAGAAGGUACCAUACUAUCAGGUGACCUUAAUGCAACAGUCAAGGAAUGGAAUAGUCCAAUAACUGAUAGAAGAGGUGCGCACGUGAAAGAAUGGAUUAAUGAAAAUAAUCUCAAUUACAUUCCAUCAACGUCCAACUCAUCUAAGCGCUCUCUACGUAAUAUAGAUUUGUCGUUCUCUAAUAUGAGUACUAUUUCAAGCGAAACAUUGUUUUUUGGCACUAGUGAUCAUUGGCCGAUUGUGUUAUCGUGUGAGAACAUUUUUUUCGAUAUAAACAGUUUUUUUCCUCAUACAAAUCGGAAGGCAUUUGAAGCAGUAAUAACGCUAUUACAAACAUUCUGGAUGAGAGAACAAAAAAAAAUAGUGCUGAUGAGUGGUACAAACAAUAUAUUCGUUUCAUCGCGGCUGUCAAAAAUAGAGUGACUCAUUGAAAAGAGAGAGAUAAAUAUAAACCAUCAUUACCGGAGUAUAUCAUCGAAAAAUUAAAAGAAAUACGAAAAGUGAGAAAUAGAUAUUAUUAUUUAAGACAUAAGGGAGUUUUUAAUGAGGAAACGAGGGUGCUACUACGUACAAUGACGAGAGAGACCAAAGUUGAAGUUGCUAAAUACAAAAAUGCUCAAUGGCAAAAUUUUUUGGUUAACAUUCAAACGUCUUACAAUAAAUCAGAUAAAGCGUUUUGGACACACUUAUCUCGCAUUCACAAACCGCGUACGCUGCCUUUUUAUAAACUUUCGGAUGGCUCUAAAAUAAUAUCAACUCAACAAGAAAUUACAAACGAACUAUAUCAGUAUUAUAGUGAACAGUUUAAAGCAUCUGCUCUGGAUUGUUAUAAUGUACAUGAAACUCAUUUAGACAUUGAAUAUAAAGAGUUGUUAAAUAAAUUAAUAAUCUCAAAAGAUAAAGUCGAAAAAACUAGUGUUUGGGAAAUCUCACGAUUAAUUGAAACGUUAAAGCCUAAGAAGUCAGCAGGUUUUGAUUUGUUGUCAAACUUCAUAAUUAAAAAACUUCCUCCAAGUUACAUCGAGUGC